Messenger RNA from Ceutorhynchus assimilis (cabbage seed weevil), 972 nucleotides. NCBI's taxonomy places the organism in Eukaryota, Metazoa, Arthropoda, Insecta, Coleoptera, Curculionidae. The record is from the annotation of a GenBank genome assembly.
AUGGGCAAAGAUUAUUAUGCCAUCCUUGGUAUUCCAAAGGGUGCUUCCGAUGACGAAAUCAAAAAAGCCUACAGAAAGCUGGCUUUGCAAUUUCAUCCCGAUAAAAACAAAGCUCCCGAAGCCGAGGCCAAAUUCAAAGAUGUUGCCGAAGCUUACGAAGUGCUUUCCGAUAAGAGAAAGCGUGAUAUUUAUGAUAAAUACGGCGAAGAGGGUUUGAAAGGUGUUCCUGGUGGUGCGUUUCGAGAUGGUGGUACCUCUUUUUACCGGUUCCACGGAGACCCGAGAGCUACUUUUGCACAAUUUUUUGGUAGUGAUAAUCCGUUUGAAGAAUUUUUUUCUUUUGGCAAUGCUAGCCAUCCAAUAUUUACAUCUAUUGAUCCUUCUUUUUUCUCACAAUCUUCAAGACAAAGAGGCCCAACUCAAGAUCCACCUAUUGAACGUGAAAUGCACAUACCAUUAGAAGAUAUUUUAACUGGUUGCACGAAAACCAUGAACAUUUCCAAGAAAGUAUUGAAGCCAAACGGAACGUUGCUAAGGGAAGACAAACUGUUAACCAUAGAGGUAAAGCCUGGUUGGAAAUCGGGAACAAGAAUCACGUUUCCAAAAGAAGGCAAUCAAGGUCCAAAUAAAAUCCCCGCAGACAUAGUUUUUAUAAUCAGAGAUAAGCCUCAUCCGGUAUUUAAAAGAGAAGGCAGCGAUAUUCGCUAUACAGCUAAAAUAUUAUUGAAAGAUGCUUUGUGCGGCAGUAUUGUCACAGUGCCACUUUUAGGUGGGAACACAACUACUCUGGACAUGGUAAAAGAAGUAAUAACACCGAAUAAAACUACAUUAAUCAAAGGAGAAGGGUUGCCUUAUCCGAAACAACCAUCGAGGCGGGGCGAUUUGAUUGUGAGUUUCGAUAUAAUUUUUCCUGAACGCAUAAAACCGGAAACGAAAAUGAAAAUUGCGGUUAUUUUCUCUGAAAUAAUGUAG